Molecule: messenger RNA, 5803 nt
Organism: Siniperca chuatsi (mandarin fish)
Lineage: Eukaryota; Metazoa; Chordata; Actinopteri; Centrarchiformes; Sinipercidae
Gene: rbm27
Product: RNA binding motif protein 27
Exons: 21
Coding region: 153-3326 (1057 amino acids)
Biological process (GO): mRNA processing
Cellular component (GO): nucleus
Molecular function (GO): RNA binding; metal ion binding
Source: RefSeq, a predicted model, not a curated record
CUCAACUUGUGUUGCCAUGCCGUAAAAUACUUUGUCCGACCUGCCAGUGAAGAGAGACAUACGGCCUUAAAGCUUAUAAAUUUAUAGACGAUGAAAGUAGGGUUAUCAAAACGCACUUUCAUUUUAUAGGCAGUAUUAUAGUCUUUCUCACGAUGAUCAUUGAGAAUGUUGAAGCCUUGAAGUCAUGGCUGGCAAAACUCCUGGAGCCAAUAUGUGAUGCUGACCCCUCUGCAUUAGCCAACUACGUGGUGGCUCUUGUGAAGAAGGACAAACCGGAGACAGAGCUGAAAGCACUUUGUGCUGAUCAGCUUGAUGUCUUUCUACAAAAAGAGACAACAGGAUUUGUCGAUAAACUUUUUGAAUGUCUGACAACCAAGAACUACCUGGGAAAUCCUGCUGUCAAAGAGGCACCUAAAGAGGAGGUCAAACCACCUGCAGUCAAAUCUGAUGUUGUGGAUGUAAGAAGAGCUGAAACUCCAGAGGAGGAGAGAGAAAACAGGCGAAGGAGAAGUCCUCUGAGAAACCGCUCUGACUUCAAUGAGUCCAGAAGCCGCGAUGACAGGAGGAGAGAUGAGCGCAAGCGGCGUGACUUUGAUCGACACUUAAAAAGCGUCAGCGACUCGCACCGCGAGCGGGAGCGCCAUGAGCGCCGCAGGGGCAGCCCCCGCGGGAGGAGCUACAGCCGGAGCCGAAGCCGGAGCAGGAGUGGCAGCCGAGGAAAGAGCAGGGACAGGGAGCACAGAGGAGGCAGAGACUUCAAGUCAAAGUUUGAGUUGGAAAGGAAGGACACCGACUGCUACAACUCUUCCACCACAUCCGGCUCCCAGCAGCAGCACCCGCCACCUCUCCUGCCCCUGCCCACACCUCCGCAUCCCUUUUCCUCCUCUUCUUCCUCGUCAUCCGCUGGAGUCUCAGGAGCUGGAGGCGUUCCCAUAGCAACAGCAGCUCACCUGCCUGAUAGCACUACAGACAGCUGGUCUGGCUACUAUGGCACACAGAGGCAAGAUGGUGUCGCCAAGCCGUUCAUCAACAAGGGCACUUCACUCAAACAGCGUUGCAGGGAUUACGAUGAAAAAGGAUUUUGUGUCCGUGGUGACCUUUGCCCAUUCGACCACGGCAACGACCCUCUCAUCGUUGAUGAUGUCAAUCUACCGAACAUGAUUCCAUUCCCACCCCCACCUGUUAUGCCCCCCGCCGGCCUGCCCAUGCCCCCGAUCACUGAACCACCCCCUCCCCUCAGGAUGCCUUCGAUGCCACCCUAUGGCCAGCCACCACCACCGGGCGUAUUCCCCAUGGCUGGACCCCCACUGAUAGCAACCAGUGGGAUUGAUACCCCCAACCACCAAUCGGCAAUAACUUCUUCUCCUCCUAUCGGACCGCCUGGUGUGGGGCUGCCGCCUACUCUUCUUCCUCCUCCUCCUCCUCCUCCACCUCCUCCCUCCUCGUCCUCAUCUGUGUCUCUUCGUCCUCAAUAUGUCCAGUCUGAAUAUAACUACGAUCCAGAGGGCUAUAACCCAGAAUCCCCAGGCCUGACUGCAGCAGGUCGUAACCCUUACCGUCAGUUCAUUCCCCGGGUGCAGAGCCAGCGCUCCAACCUUAUCGGCCUCACCUCCAGCGAAGGACAAGGCUCCAGAGGUACUGCCAACAUAGUGAUCCAGACAGAGCCUGCCAUUGCAGCCAGCACUCCUGGAAGUAACGUGUCCCGUUUCAACACAGAGCAGGACAACAGGAAGAGAGCCAUGGGACCCAGUACAGCUGAGGGACCAGCAGCUAAAAAACCCUGGAUGGAAAAACCAAGCUUUAACAACCAGCAUAAGAGCAGUUUUCCCAAGAGGUAUCACUAUGUGAACACCAAGUUGGAGGUGCGAAAGAUCCCACGUGAGCUCAACAACAUCACCAAGCUCAAUGAGCACUUCAGCAAGUUUGGAACCAUCGUCAAUAUCCAGGUGGUGUUUGGCGGAGACCCAGAGGCAGCGUUGAUCCAGUACACAAAGAAUGAAGAGGCCAGGCGGGCCAUAUCCAGCAUAGAGGCGGUCCUCAACAACCGCUUCAUCCGUGUGUACUGGCACCGCGAGCCGGGCACCAACGCCACAGGGCUUCAGCAGCAGGAGCAGAGCUCAGGGAGUCUGGUGACCGGUUCAGCGCCCAGCCAGGGGCCGCAGCACAGCAACAUGCAUAAGGGGAUCAAGCAGCACAAUCCAGCUGCCUACGUGUUGAACAAGACUCUACCCAAGCAUCGCCUGCCGGCAGCGGCUGGAACCACAGCUACAACCAAGCCGGACAGCCUGAACCCAAGCACUGACACUGUCACUGUGGCGCCUGCACUGACAAACACCCAGAAGGGCCCCUAUUCUUCCACAGCCCUCAAGUCAUCCUCAAAGAGCCUUGGGAAAACUGGAAAAGCACUAGAAGCACAGGAAGUCCACAAGAAGAAACAGGAGGCAUUCAAACUCCAACAGGACAUGAGAAAGAAGAAGCAAGAGAUGUUAAAGACACAGAUUGAGUGUCAGAAGGCCUUGAUAAACCGCCUGGAAAAGAAUCGAGGGAUGAAACCUGAGGAGAGAGCCAACAUCAUGAAGACCCUGAAGGAGCUGACGGAGAAGAUCGCACAGCUGCAGAAUGAAAUGAACCCUGCCUCCCAGGUCUCCAGCGCCAAACCCAACCACAGCCAGCCCAAAACCAAGACUGAUGCCCAGAAGGAAUUGCUGGAUGCUGAGCUGGACUUUCACAAGAAGAUGAGCUCUGGAGAGGACACAACAGACCUCAAGAGAAAACUGGGACAGCUACAGGUGGAGGCAACAAGGUUGGGUCUGAUCCGGCCUCCAGCGGGUCGAGGGCGGGGCCGAGGGAAGAUGGCACUGGAGCCCGGUUUGAUGCAUGUGGGCCGUGGCAGGGGCCGAAGCCGGGAGAUGAUGGGUCGCAGCGGGGCCGUGAACCGCAUGGUGGUCGACCACAGACCCAGAGCCCUGGCUAUUUUGGGGGUCACUCAGGAGGAGAAGGAAGAGCUGAUGCCACACUUUGUGAAAUUUGGUGAGAUCGAGGAUGUCCGUGACCAAGACGCCAACAGUGUUGUCAUGACCUUUAAGACACGAAACGAGGCAGAGAAUGCAGCUAAUCAGGGAGCUAAGUUCAAAGGUCGUGUGCUGCAGAUUUCCUGGUACAAACCCAAGACGCCUUCUGUAACAACAGAGCCAGAGGAGGAAGAAGCUAAAGAUGAGGACAAUACGAAGGAAGCUAGUUCUUAUUUGCCUGGUGAGGAGGAAGAAGAGGAGGAGGAGGACGACGACGAAGAUGACGAGUACGAGAGCCGAUCUUGGAGGCGAUGAAGGCGUUGUGAUUCGUCAUUACCUGCUCUCCAGCAGAAUUGGUCGUUCUUUUUCCCCACAUGCAGAUAAAAUCAAGACAGCAGAACUCACUUUUUUUUUUCCUUUCCAGUAUUUUCAAACAAAGUAAUUUUAGACUCUAAUCAAAGUAAAAACAUCUUUACUUUAUUGUACAUGAAAAGAAGUUCAGAGGGUUGACAGUUUUUGUAUCCCUCGACUAAACAAUUAUAUAAAACAUCUCAAUUUUGCUGAGAGAGAUAAAUGUUAAGUUGUUCUUAUAGAUAGAAAAACCUAUGUAAGUUUCAGUGUGCUUACCAGAUGAUUAAUAUCAGUAAUGCACAACAUUUGUGUCUACUGUGAAUAGGUAUUUUUAUACAUACUGUAUUUAAGCUCUUUUCUCACCUGUUUUUGAAAAAUCUUGUCCUGAGUUCAGGGACAGCCAUUCCUUCACCAAUAGAACGUUCUCUGUUUCUACCAGAGAGAUAUUUAUUUAUUCUUCCACUGCAUAAAUGCACUGUGCCGUACCUGUAUUGGCACAGUAUGGUAUGGUUUUCCAUUUCACUUUGCUCACAGUUUGUUUUGGUAUGAGUAAUCCCAAAAUGUUAAAGGAUCCAAAUAUUUUUGACAGUGGCUCCUUGUGCUGGCAUGAAUACAUGCUAGUUUGUGCAUGUUGUAUUCCUAAAUAAACAGAGCCACCCCUGCCCAGCACCUAAAGGUGUUGACACUGUACUAUGACCAUGUGCAGGUACAGAAGGAUACCAGUGCAAUAGAAAAAUCCAAACUAUGUUUACAAAUUGCCGUGUCCAUGCACGUCAGAUACAGUCCUGUAGUAAAUAUUCAAAUUUUCCUCAGUUGUAUUUUGUUCACUCACUAAAUGCCCGGUUAAUGAGUGGCACCGGAAAUGUGUAGUUCUCCAUUUUCUAAGAGUGUGUAACAUUUUUCACUUGUUUUAUUCUCCUGGUCGUCCAAAGGGUCUGACAGGACAAGGAUCAGAUCACCCAUUUAAAAAAUGUGAGAUCCAUAGACGUGGUGUUUGAAUGUAACACUGAACAGUUGAUUUUAAUAUAUAAAUAUAAUUUCUUUGCCUUACACAAUCAGCGAAUGGCUGAAUUUUUACAAGAUUUGUGAUUUACUUUUGUAAAUUUUGUAAAUGCUUGAAAGAGAAAUUACUGUUGUACUUUUUUGUUGUUUUAUUUUUUUUUAGGUUAUUUUUCUGUCAUUUUGAAUGAAUGACAGUUGUCAGGUAGAAAAGGUCAAGCAAGAGUGCUUAGUGUCUCUGCUUAUUCGCAAGAAUUUUGCAUAUGUGUUAAACCAGUCCAUGUUAUUUCACUAAAUUUGUCAUCUAAGUAGCACAUUUCUUUUAAAGAAACUUUCAGAGCUGCUCUGAGGUUUGGAAAACACUCUGUUGAAAGGCACUGGGAGUCAUCUCACAAUAUCAUUUGUGCAUUGCAGCUUUGCCUGCAUCUGAAUAUUGUCAGUGCUCUAAACCCACAAUGUGCACCUUUCAUGGCAAAAAGUUUUAUUUUGCAUUUGGCCUUCUUUACAUAUACUGUAUUUUAGAAUCCUCAUGGUGGGAGGAAUGAAAUUCAUUAAAGUUCAUAUGGAAAUCUGCUCCAUGCAAGAAAAUACAUUUUUGGCCAUUAAGAAAAAGGUUUUACUUUUGUUGCUUCCCUGAAAUAAAUAACUGUUUACAUGCAGUCUAAUGAAGUGUCGGUUGAUGAAUGCUCAUCAUAACUCAACUAAACUGAUCAUAUCCAGUAACAUAACUAGUCAGAUUGAAGCACCAAAACAAAGGAGAGAUAUUAACUUAUUAGUUAACUGUAGCAGUCUCCCUACUUUAAACACACACACAAGCAGAAAUCUGCAUGUUAUGUGAUUUCCUCCCACCUACAAUGUCAGUAGCGCUCUUGUUUGGAUUACAUAUCCCACUGCUGACUGAUAACUCAAAGCCUCCUGCCAGUGAUCUCAUUGUCCCAUUAAAACUUUUGAGUUCAUGUUUUUUCUCUCAUGUGAUAUUUUUUUUAUAUGAGGGCAAACCUAUACUGGCAGGGUUCUUGCUUGUGUAAUUGAGGAUUCAGGGAAGGUCUCUCUCCCACUUUUUGUACUAUCUUCUGUAUGCUACGAUCACACAACAGUGUAAAAAAAAAAAGUAAAAUGUUUAUUGGAUAAUAGUUUUGGAUUUGUUACUGUUUAUAUUUGCAGGAUGUGGAUGUAUUUUCUUCAUGUAUUUUGUUUGUAAAAAAUGGAUUUCUAAUUUACUAGCAUGUUUGCUUUUGCCAAUAAAGAUGGAGGAAUGGGGGAGCUUGUAAGAUGAUCAAAAAAAAAAGAAGGAAAGAAAAAGAAAACAAUACAAUUUGAAUUGGAUCUUGGAGGGGAAAAAAAGAACAUUUUGAGUUAAAGAAAACUGACCAAAAAAGAAGUCAACAUUGGCAAGGGGGGGGAAAUGCGAGCAAAAGCAUUCCAGAAAAUAUUACCUUAAA